Dicentrarchus labrax (European seabass) is the source of this 5247-nucleotide messenger RNA. It is a transcript of the gene stk10, whose product is annotated as serine/threonine kinase 10. The record is from RefSeq and is a predicted model, not a curated record. NCBI's taxonomy places the organism in Eukaryota, Metazoa, Chordata, Actinopteri, Moronidae. Gene Ontology annotation, molecular function: protein serine/threonine kinase activity; ATP binding. Gene Ontology annotation, biological process: protein phosphorylation.
CCCUGGCAGUCAGGCAGACAGGCAGUCAGUCAGGCAGACAGACAGGCAGGCAGGCUACUCCAUCGUGUUUCCAGCGGCAGGUGGUCACCGCGCGUCCAGCACUACCGCAGCUUGUGGAUGGGAUUAUGACCGCAGAGCUCUCAGAGCUGAAAUGGACGGAGUAGAAUAAGUUCCUUUUGAAUUAGCUCAGAUCUUUUUUUCUUUUCUCUACGAAGCAGAAAGUGAAGAUAAAGUGGUAAAUUGGUGGAUAAGUGUUGUUGACGGGGUGCGCGUCUCUGCGUGAUGCUCUGUGCGUAGAGCCUUUUUCAUACUUACUUUUUUGUUUAUGUUGUUGCGUUGUAAACAAUGGCACUCGCAAGAUUCAGCAGGAUUCUGCGUCUUCCCACUAUUGAAAUAAAAAAGAAAGUCAAGCAGUACGAGCACGUCCACCGGGACAUCAACCCUAACGACAUAUGGGAAAUCAUUGGGGAGCUGGGCGACGGCGCGUUUGGAAAGGUCUACAAGGCCAAAAACAAAGAGACAGGAGCUCUGGCUGCAGCCAAACAGAUCGAGACAAAAUGUGAGGACGAGCUGGAGGACUACAUGGUUGAGAUUGACAUCCUGGCUAAAUGUGACCACCGCUACAUUGUCAAGCUGCUUGAUGCCUUUUAUCAUGACAACAAACUGUGGAUCAUGAUCGAGUUCUGCCCUGGAGGUGCUGUGGAUGCCACAAUGCUAGAGUUGGAUCGUGGUCUGACAGAGCCGCAGAUUAAGGUGGUUUGUCGCCAGAUGCUGGAAGCUCUGGUCUACCUCCACAGCAUGAAGAUCAUCCACAGAGACCUGAAGGCCGGUAACAUCCUCCUCAUGUUGGAUGGGGACAUCAAACUGGCGGAUUUCGGUGUAUCUGCAAAAAACAACAAAACCUUACAAAGAAGAGAUUCUUUCAUUGGGACACCCUACUGGAUGGCCCCAGAGGUCGUCAUGUGUGAGACCAUGAAGGAUGCGCCGUAUGACUACAAGGCUGAUAUCUGGUCUCUUGGAAUCACUCUGAUCGAGCUCGCCCAGAUUGAACCCCCACACCACGAGCUCAACCCCAUGAGGGUGUUGUUGAAGAUCGCCAAGUCGGAGCCUCCCACCCUGGAGCAGCCGCACAAAUGGUCGAAGGAUUUUAAAGAUUUCCUGAAGAAAGCUUUGGAUAAAAACCCGGAGACUCGUCCGACUGCGGCACAACUUAUGGAGCACCCUUUUGUGAGAUCGGUGACUUCUAACCGCCCACUGCGGGAGCUGGUGGCCGAGGCCAAGGCUGAGGUCAUGGAGGAAAUAGAGGACAAUAGAGAGGAAGGAGAGGAGGACGACGCCAUGGAGCUCACUGUGUCUCCAGGCAAGGAGCCAUGUCAGACCAGUCAGACCAGUUUGGAAGGAGACCAGUCUCUGGACACCCCAAGCCCCACCACACCCUCCCCAACCACACCAAUACCUUUACCCAGGAAGGGGCCCGAGUCAGAAACCGAGGAGCAGCCAGGCUCCAUCAUGGUUGUCCCUGUCCCCCUACCACGGCAGAAUCUCCCUCCAAAAGAUCCAGAGGAGUUGGGCGUCAAACUGGGUGAUGAAGUCACUCAUGAGUCAGAGAAGUCUGAGAGCGAGGGCUCAACCAAGACUUCUAGCUCGGAUUCAGGCAUUGAAGAUGGGAAGAGUACCCCCACAUCUGAGGAGGAGAAGGUUCCUGUGGAGACCCCGGAAACCGAACAGCCACCGUCUCUCCCCCAGCCAGAGGCAUCUGAGGAACAUGUUGACAUCAUCAUAGACUCAACAGACCCAGAGGUGCCCAAGAUCCAGGUGACAGAAGAGGAGAGCCCCGUUGUGGCUAACGGAGGCUUAUCAACUCCAAGCUCAAGUCCCACUGCCACUCCUACACCCACUCCUGCUCACUCUUCUGCUCCUACCCCGGUACCGACACCCCGUUCUGAGUCAAAUGGCAACCUAACCAAAGGCACCCCAGAGCAGACAUCGACAGGAGGAAACACUGAGAAUGUCUCGCCUUAUAUCAAUGGAGGAAUUUUCAACAAACGGUACUCAUACUCAGGCAGCAUGGCAUCAGAGAGCAUGGACAUGUCGAUCCACAAGGAGAGCAUCUCCGCAAGGGCCUUCUCGAGUAAGACUCUGAAGCGAACCAGGAAGUUUGUUAUUGAUGGCGUAGAGGUGAGUGUGACCACCUCCAAGAUCAUCAGAGACGACGAGAAGAAAGAUGAGGAGAUGAGAUUCCUGAGACGUCAGGAGCUGCGUGAGCUCCGUUUGAUGCAGAAGGAGGAGCACCGUGCUCAGGCUGUUCUAAACGGCAAACUGGAAACGCAGAGAGAACAAAUGCAGAGACGUUUUGACCAGGAGAUGAAUGCUAAGAAGAAGCACUAUGAUGUGGAGCUGGAGAACCUGGAGAAGCACCAGAAGCAGACUAUUGAGAAGAUGGAGGCGGACCACAAUGUUAAACUCAAGGAUGAGACCAAACGCAUCAAAUCCGAGCAGGAACGCGACUACCACAAGUUCCAGGAUCAGUUAAAACAAAAGAAAAAGGAGACAAAACAGUCUGUUGAUAAGCUGCCCAGAAGUCAGCGUAAAGAAUCCUUGAAGCAGAAAAUGAAUUCCUUUCAGGAAAUGAAGAUAAGCGAGGAAAAUAAAUUCCUCACAGCGCAGAAGAACUACCUGGACACCACGCUGAUGAGAAUCAUCUCCAACAACAAGAGAGAGAUUGCAGAGACUGAGAGGGAAUGCCUUAACAAGAAACAGCACCUUAUCAGAGAGCGUGAGGCUACGAUAUGGGACAUGGAGGAGAAGAACCUUUACGAGAGACACCAGUUAUUGAAGCAGCAGCUGAAAGACCAGUAUUUCCUCCAGAGGCACCAGCUUCUCAAAAAACAUGAGAAGGAGCAGGAACAGAUGCAGUGCUACAACCAGCGAAUGAUUGAGAUUUUGAAAGCCCGGCAGCAGCAGGAAAAGAACCGGCUGCCUAAGAUCCAGCGCGGUGAGGCCAAGACCCGCAUGGCCAUGUUCAAGAAGAGCCUCCGCAUCAACUCAACAGGGAGCUCAUCCGAAGACAGAGAGAAGAUCAAACAGUUUUCUCAGCAGGAGGAGAAACGACAGAAGGCUGAGAGGCUGCAUCAGCAGCAGAAACACGAGAACCAGAUGAGAGAGAUGAUUGGCCAGUGUGAAAGCAAUAUCAGAGAUCUGCAGCAGCUGCAGAAUGAAAAAUGUCACCUGUUGGUUGAGAAUGAGACUCAGAGGCUCAAGCAGUUGGAUGAACAGCACAACCAGCUGAUGAAGGAAUGGAGGGAUCAGCUGAAACCCAGGAAGAAGACCCUCGAAGAGGAGCUUAACAUGAAGAAAAGGGCAGGAGGCUUUCUUCAGGAUGAGCGUGAGUUCUGACUGCCCAAACCCAAGUUCUCCCAACAAACUCUCUAAGUUUGUGCCUUACCAAGACUCUUCCACCACAUAAGAACAGCUGCUGUGACGUUUCACUAUAUCUCCUGGCCACUGUUAGAACCGACACAUGACCAUAUACACACUCAACCAUACGCCCACAGGCUUUGCCUGUAAUGGCAGCACGCCUAUCCUUCCAUCAGGUUCCUUUAUUGUUUUAGUGAAUAUUUAUGUUUUAACUCAUGUUCUAAGUUUUUUUUUUUGGUUUUUUUUUUUAAGUGUUGUAGCAUUUAUUGGAUUUAUAAAUUAUCAUGUGCUAUCACAUGACUCAAUUACAUAGUAUCUGCUCCCAUACAGUGUUUUUUUUUUUAAAUUUCCUUUUUCUGUUUAAGUCUGCUUCUUAUUCUUCCAGUGAAACAUGAGGGUAAUAUGGUACAGUGGCCAUGAGUUUGGGUGAGCUGAAGAUACCAAACUGUCUGUCUAAUUUAGUUAAUAUUGAGGAAAAAACACUGUUUUGGAUGGGAAGAUGUAGUUUGCAAUAUUAGUACCCAGCGAGAGAAUUUAUUUUUGCAUGAGGUGGAACAAUGUUUUGUUUCUAUGAAAGCUGGUGAGCCAGUAACUGAGCACUUUUUAUUUAGCCCAAAUUAUCAGUGCCGUCUUCCAAAUAGCAUGACCAAAAACAUACCCACAAUUUAAUAUUUACUUUUUUUUAAAUGUACCCCAUUUCUGUAUAGCUUUGCUCAUAAGUCAGAUGCAUGUCACAUAGCAGCUAAAGUCUGCCUUUAUUUAUUUUUACUGAUAAAGAACAACCGUAUCCAGAUUCAUCACUGUAAAUGUUAAUUUAAAUAUUUUCUUUCUUUUUUUUAACCAACACCCAUGGUAUGAAGGAUGCGCUUAUCAUUUUGUAUCAUGUUUGAAAUGGGGGAUUAGGCUAAAUCCAGAUCAGAAUUUAAUAGUUUCUUUUAGUAAUUAUUUAGGAAUGAGAUUUUAACAGACAAGGGAAGACUUAUUUUGAUAUUCACAAAGUAUUGUUAUCGUGACAUUUGUGCUUUUCUGUUGUAUUUUUACUGUAAAAUCAGUCACACUGGAUGGGAACUGACAAAGCCAAAGCAAAUUACUGUUGUUGUCGAUGUUAGAUAGGAGACUUAAAUUUGAAUUUAAAAAAUGUAUUAAAUGUGUAACUGUCAUACCAUGUGCAGUAAAUGCACUGCCUGCUAACCAAAGUGCAAUAUUACGUGUAUGUCUUUGCUAAGCUUAAAGAGGUUUAUUUUUUCUUAAACUUUGCCUUCCUUUGCACUGAGAGGGGGAAUAAUAUGAAGAGUUUAACUCCACAAAUAGAUGUAUCAACCUUUUGAAAGAAACAGCAUUGCUUGAAAUUUUAGUACUUGGGAAGCAAUAAUUUAGGGUUUGUUUUUUUCAAAUAAGGAUCUGAUUUUGGAACAUAACUCUUCAUAUCAUUUUUUGAGAGUGCAACAAUAAAGUCUGCUGUAAGAUGCCUUUUUUAGAUGUUUAAUCCUAAACUGAAAGCUUAUGCUUGCAGCAGAGGAACUUGUUGCCUUUACUGAGUGAGACAUUUUUUUUUAUAUAUAUACCAGUUUUGCCUACAGAUUUACGUUGAGCCAGGUCAGCAAUCAGGUACAGCUUAAUAUCUCUCUCCAUCUCGCACUCUCUCAAAAGUAUUUAUAUUUGUUGUAAAAAUGAUCUUUCCUGUCAUGUUUAAUGGCUCCAUCUAUGCCUUCCUCUCUGCCUCAGUUUACAUGAUAUAGUUUGCAUGGAGGGGUUGUGAGUGUGAAUGGAACUGUAUCAGAAGGAACCACUGUUGUAAAUAAAUCUUAAUAAAGGCAGAUUUUCUAAUUA